ACGUUCAUUGCGAGACAAUGGUUCAAGUCAAAAAGGACAAGAAGAAAAAGAUGAAGUUGGGGAAGUUUCUGUCAUCUUCUGUAGACGCAGUGGCCUCGACCACUACACCUGCAGAUGGUGCCAAAGCCUUCUCCUCUUCUCCAUCCCGAAAGCGCAAAUUUCCAUCUCUGCGCCGGGUCUUCCGCAGAAUUCUGUCAGUGAUUCUGCCCUGUGUGUCCCUCACUGUACCGGAUGAGUCCUCUACCAUCGAGACUCACACAGCCGGUGCUGACACACAAAAAGACGUCUCAUCAGAUGCAUCUUUCUUGUCUGCAGUUAGCAGAUCAUCUGAUCCCGGGUUUGAUCUGCAAGUUGCAAACCAGGAGAAGGAAGCAUAUAGAGACGUAGCUGGAAAACAGAGCUGCCCUUCCAGCGCUGAGGAUACUACCUCAUCCACAAACAUGAGGUCCUCAGAUCCGGUCGCUACAGCUGUGGAAACGGAAGUCAUCACAGAUGUGUCUGCAGAGUCAAGCACCUAUACCAGCGCUGAUGGUACUUCCACAGAUCCCUCAGAUCUGGAGGCCACCAAAGGGUUCACCUCCUCCAGUUCUGUGGGUGUUUUUACCCCUGAAGAGAGUGAGAUGGCUGACCCUCAGGCUGCAGCCAUUCUUGAAGAUGCAGCUGGUGAUCAGACUGUCCCUGAAGACUGCGUCCUCGGAGUGCUAGCCAGUAUGACAGCCCGGUCAAACAGUCUGCCCCAGGCUGAAAUACUGGAACACACAGAGUGCAGUUCUGAGCGGGAGCAGAUUGAGAUCGAGGAGCUGCACACGGAGGAUGGUGCUCAACUGGCUGAUGUUGUAGCAACAGCAUCACCAACCAACAUCAAUCACUUGGGUUUUCCCAAUUUAGGAAACACUUGCUACAUGAACGCCGUGUUGCAGUGCCUCCUCAGCGUUUCCCCCUUCAGAAAGGAUAUACUUACCCAGAGAGAACGGUGGAACGAGGGAAGCGCAAUGCUCAGGGCGCUUAGUGACCUGCAUAUGACCAGGCUGAUGGGCAACGACAAACAGCUGAAAACAAAGCUCUUGUCCAGUGUGAAGGCCUGCAUUGAAACUCGCCAUCCAGACUUUUGGGAGACCAUAAACAAGACGCCCAUGAGUUCUUGCUGGUUUGCCUGUCUCACCUUAAAGAGGAGGGCGAGUUUCUGCGAAGCUGCUGGCCCACAUACACCUGCCCAGUAG
Messenger RNA from Puntigrus tetrazona (Sumatra barb), 1220 nucleotides. RefSeq lists its product as uncharacterized. Gene Ontology annotation, cellular component: cytosol; nucleus. The coding region runs from base 18 to 1220 and encodes 400 amino acids. NCBI's taxonomy places the organism in Eukaryota, Metazoa, Chordata, Actinopteri, Cypriniformes, Cyprinidae. Gene Ontology annotation, molecular function: cysteine-type endopeptidase activity; cysteine-type deubiquitinase activity. Gene Ontology annotation, biological process: protein deubiquitination; G1/S transition of mitotic cell cycle. The record is from RefSeq and is a predicted model, not a curated record. The transcript is spliced from 8 exons.